Molecule: messenger RNA, 2737 nt
Organism: Menidia menidia (Atlantic silverside)
Lineage: Eukaryota; Metazoa; Chordata; Actinopteri; Atheriniformes; Atherinopsidae
Source: the annotation of a GenBank genome assembly
AUGAGCACGCUGCGUGUCCACGUCCACACACACACACACACACACUCCGGCCUGACCUUCUCCGCCUGCGUCCUGUCUCCCCCCGCAGUGAGCUCCAACCAGAGCCAUGGGGAGUACCCGGACUGUCGGAGUGAGCGGGAGUCGGGGGGGGAGGCAUCGCUCCUGGUGUCUCCGCUGGUGGUCGCCGGGAUCGUGAUAGGCCUGGUCCUCUUCCUCUCCUGCAUCACCAUCAUCGUCGGCAGCCUGCGCAAAGACAGCCGGCUCAGAAACCCCCACCUCCGGGCCAGCUAUGGACCGGACGGCUUCUCCUACGGAGGCUCGGCGGGGGAGCUGAGGUCCAGCUGCUUAGAGGACUUCCCCCCCGGUUUGGACUUCGACUCGUACAGAGAGAACCUUUCCCAGAUCAGUAACCUGUACCCCGACUCCCCACCACGCUACGAUGAAUGUGUCGGCCCAGGUUCCGCUCAGAUCUACAUCCCCACGGAUGACCCCCCUCCUUACUCCCUGCUGGACCCCUGUCGGGGCCGGUCGGGGCCGGAUGACCGGCCCUCGGACGCCCCCUCGGACUCGGCCGGCGCCGCCUGGCCCUCCCCCUCCCUCUCCCCCUCGCACCAGCCCGUGGCGUCCAUCUCCUUCCCGCUGGAGGCGGCGCCCCCUUACGAGUCGGUUCUGGCCGAGCAGGGCCCCCGCCUCCUGCCCCUGGUGCCCUUUGACCUUUCCAAACACCAGUCGGACGGCAACUCCCAACAGCUCCCGGCUGACCACAUCUCCUAGGACGGUCGUCCCCGGCUAAAUGACACAAACAAUGAGACGUCAGGGGGGAAAAUGGCCGUCAGACAGCGGACGUUCACGAGAACGUGCACGCGGCCGAAGACGCCGGACACGGGCCGGAGCCCCCCGAAACCGCUACGUCUCCGGACCGGACCCACGAAAAAAGGCCCCUCAUCCCCGCGAUGCUGCCUCAUCUGUUUAAACCCGAGUUUUCCAUGUCGCCGUUUCUCCGAAAAAUCUAAGACGUGUUUAUGAUGUGCAGAGUUUAGGGGGUAAAACAUUUAGAGUUUUUAACUGUACAGUUUAAAUGAGCAUACACCUUUUUUUUUUUCCUUCUUUUUUUUUGGUCUAAUUUGCUGUCCUGAAUCUAAACACACCACGUAAGGCAUAGAAAUUAGUUGAGGUGCGUUCACUAGCUUCCAGUUUGGUGGAUUUUUCCAACUUAUUAGAGGAAAAACUAGCUAGAUUGUUGAGGCUAUUAUGACCAAAUGAAGCGAAAUUGUCGAGUCACCGUUCGCUCCAGAUGUUUGUCCGACCUUUUUAGCAUCAUGUUGUUCUGAAAAUGUGUUUGUUUGAUUUUAUUUUGUAUUGCUCGCAUCCGUCUUCAUAGGGGAGGGCCUCAACUUGUAACUCUUCCUAUAAAAAAGGGCUCUAGUUCUGAUAUCAGUGCUGAAACUAGACACCAGCAGCCAAAUGUAGCUCGGAGCUUUCCUCCUCACGAGGAUCGGUGGAUGCAACGGAGACCUUAACACAUAAAACUGUAGACGUCGACACAAAUGGGUGCCUCCCCCCCCCCUUCAAAUCCUUCCCAAAUCCCCCUCCCCUCCGUGAUGGAAUUUGGUCUUUGUGGCAUUUUUCCUUGAUGUACAAGCCUGAGAAAAAAAGGGCGUUUGCAUGUUUGGUAACUGAAACAUUACAGUGCAGAGGAACCAAAAACCCAAAAAAUAACACAAAAAAUACGGGGAGGAUAAAUCCCCGUCGUUUCUGCUUUCGGUCCAAACCGAAAGAUUUUGCAGUUAAAUUCACGGCGCCUUUGAAAGGUUUUUAGCACACCUUUAACCAGGAGAAGUGGCAGGCCAGCGCUCCAAAGCAGAAUCCAGAUUUUGAGGUUCGAUGAUGAUGAUGAUGAUGAUGAAGAGGACGAUGCUGGUUCUGACUUUUGGAACAGGCCGUCUCAUAUCAAAGCAAACCUUUUUCCCAAACAGACUUAAACUUCAUGUGAAAAUUUGAUAUGCAUGUGUUUGUAUUUGACCAAAUAUUUCUUGCAUGGCACAAAAAGAAUAUAUAGAGAGAAAAACAUGCUGAAAGGGACAUUUAGGUGGAGAAAAACAACAGGUUUGAUGGUUCAGACUCGGACAGAACGGGAUUAAAACCAGGCAGAGGGGUCUUCACAAUGUUCAGGCCUCAAAGCAACAUUCUCACACAAUCCAAAGCAGAGACACUGUGUGUGGGGUGGGAACGCGGAGAGGAAAAACCUCUGGUUGUCCUGGAGACACUAAGACCUGUAGACAUCAUCUAUCUCCAGUUAUUGAAGCGGGAAGUCAUUCAAGACCCAGCUUCAGUAACAGAGUCAUUUAGAAUUUUGUGAUUUUAGAAUCAUUCGUCCGGAUUGUCGUAUCUUCAUUUGGACUUUGUUUUUGAUUGUGAGACACCGUUUAAUGUUUGAAGACGUGCCUAGAAUCCCCCCCCCUGACUGUUAGCUUGAACGUUGUAGCCAUAAUUAUGAAAUAGGAAACUUACCCAGCGCUUCUUGCUGAUAAAUGUCUGGUGGUUACACAUUGAUGUACUGAUGUAGUUUGGGAGAAUGCCUAAUUAACUAGAUCAUCAUUUGGAGCUCAAAUUACGACAUUUCUACAGAGGAAAUAUGUCUGGACACAAAUCUAACUGCUUCUCAGCACUUUGUCUGUCACAUUCAAAUAUAUACAUAUACAUAUGUGUGUAUACGUGUGUGUGUGUGUGUGUGUAU